Messenger RNA from Cryphonectria parasitica EP155, 753 nucleotides. RefSeq lists its product as uncharacterized. Gene Ontology annotation, biological process: mitochondrial respiratory chain complex IV assembly. Bases 1 to 753 code for a protein of 250 amino acids. Lineage: Eukaryota; Fungi; Ascomycota; Sordariomycetes; Diaporthales; Cryphonectriaceae. The record is from RefSeq and is a predicted model, not a curated record. The transcript is spliced from 2 exons. Gene Ontology annotation, cellular component: mitochondrial inner membrane.
AUGAAGGUCAUCAGCAAAGAAGAAGAACAAGCCCACUACAGCCAAGUCCUUAAGGGCGGCGCAAUAGGCGGCUCCAUCGGCCUCGGCGCCGGCCUCGCAGGUGUCGUCCUCGCCUCCCGCCGCUACGCCGCCUUCCGCAGCCUAACCGUCCCCUUCCGGACCUUCCUCGUCUCCUCGGCCGCGACCUUUGGUGCCAUCACCACCGCCGAGCGCUACUCGGUCGCCUUCCAGAGGGCCAAGGACCCCAUGAACUUCUACAAGGAUGAGACCCAGCGCGCCCUCGAGGCCGCCCGCCACAGCGAGGCCAGCGAGACGAAGCGCUUCAUGGAGUGGGGGCGCGAGAACCGCUGCACCAUCGUCACCGUCUCGUGGAUCGCCGCCAUGGGCCUCGCCCUCACCAUCGUCGGGCGGAAUCGCUACCUCAGCACCGCCCAGAAGCUCGUACAGGCCCGUGUCUAUGCGCAGGGCCUCACGCUGGCCGUGCUCAUCGCUACCGCCGCCUUCGAGACCAGCGAUGCACGGAGCGGCAAGGGCCGCUGGGAGACUGUGCUUGUCGUGGACCCUGACGAUCCCAAGCACGAGCACCUGAUCGAGAAGAAGGUCCACAAGGAGGAGUACGAGGGACAGGAUCUCUGGAAAGACAUGGUCGCCGCUGAAGAGCGCCGCCUCAAGAAGCAAAAGCAAGAGCAUACUGCUACUCAGCCAAAGGAGAGCAAGCCCGCCGAGGCUACUGCCGCCGAAACCUCGAACUAG